CAGCUCUGCACCCUUGGGCCUGGCGGCGGUUACACACCAUCUACCAUUCUGUGGAGCUGCCCGAGACGCACCAGAUGCUGCGUCAGACCUGCCGGGACUUUGCUGAGAAGGAGCUGGUUCCCAUCGCGGCUCAGGUGGACAGGGAGCAUCUCUUCCCAGCGGCGCAGGUGAAGAGGAUGGGCGAGCUGGGGCUGCUGGCCAUGGACGUGCCGGAGGAGCUCAGCGGGGCCGGCCUGGACUACCUGGCCUACUCCAUCGCCAUGGAAGAGAUCAGCCGGGGCUGCGCCUCCACCGGCGUCAUCAUGAGCGUCAACAAUUCUCUCUACCUGGGCCCCAUCCUGAAGUUCGGCUCCCCGGAGCAGAAGCGGCAGUGGGUCACCCCUUUCACCAGUGGCGACAAAAUUGGCUGCUUUGCCCUCAGUGAACCAGGGAACGGCAGUGACGCGGGAGCUGCGUCCACUACGGCCCGGGAGGAAGGGGACUCAUGGAUCCUGAAUGGCACCAAAGCCUGGAUCACCAACGCCUGGGAGGCCUCAGCCACCGUGGUCUUUGCCAGCACGGACAGAUCCCUGAAGAACAAGGGUAUCAGUGCCUUCCUGGUUCCCAUGCCAACACCCGGGCUCACGCUGGGGAAGAAGGAGGACAAGCUGGGCAUCCGGGCCUCUUCCACGGCCAACCUCAUCUUUGAAGACUGUCGCAUCCCCAAGGAGAACCUUCUGGGGGAGCCAGGGAUGGGCUUCAAGAUAGCCAUGCAAACCCUGGACAUGGGCCGCAUCGGCAUUGCCUCCCAGGCCCUGGGCAUUGCCCAGGCUGCCCUGGAUUGUGCUGUGAACUAUGCCGAGAACCGCAAGGCCUUCGGGGCGCCCCUCACGAAGCUCCAAGGCAUCCAGUUCAAGCUGGCGGACAUGGCCCUGGCCCUGGAGAGUGCCCGGCUGCUGACCUGGCGUGCUGCCAUGCUGAAGGACAAUAAGAAGCCUUUCACCAAGGAGUCGGCCAUGGCCAAGCUCGCAGCGUCAGAGGCCGCCACUGCCGUCAGCCACCAGACUAUUCAGAUCCUGGGCGGCAUGGGUUACGUGACAGAGAUGCCAGCCGAGCGGCACUACCGUGAUGCCCGCAUCACCGAGAUCUACGAGGGCACCAGCGAGAUCCAGAGGCUGGUGAUCGCCGGGCACGUGCUCCGCAGCUACCGGAGCUGAGCUCCUCUGAGGGCAGCGGUGCCCCCUGCCAGCCUUGGACUGUGGGAAAGGGGCCGGCCGCAUCACCCUGACCCCGGUCUCUGCCAAACCCUUGGGCACUGACCCGUCCCUUUGGCCCCUCAGGGCAGACCCAGCCUGCCGCCUGCCCUGAACGCUGGCUAGAGGGGCUGUCCUGCCCGCUGGCCUCGGGCCCCCAGGUGAACCUGCACGCCAGGGAGUCUCGGAGAGGAGGGUGAGCCCCUGCGACCUGCCACAGGACAUCAGCCGUCUUCAGCGCGGAAACGGGCUCUGCUACCUCUUUGCACACCAGCAGCGGGGCCUCACUCUCGCAGCCGUGGCCGGCGGGGCAGGGUGCCUUCCUUCCCUGGUCCCGGUGGGCCUGGCCCUUUGCCCAGGUCAAGACUUAGGAGGGUGAGCGGUUGGCGCCCGAACGGCCAGGCCUGCGUGGGCUUCGGAAGUGUGUGCUCCGGGGCCGUGGGGCCGCUCUGCAGAGGACGGCUGGGUGCGGUGUGUGGUCUGCUGGGCACGGGUGGGAGCUGGCUUGCAAUAAAGUGUAUGUGUCCGA
Chinchilla lanigera (long-tailed chinchilla) is the source of this 1761-nucleotide messenger RNA. It is a transcript of the gene Acads, whose product is annotated as acyl-CoA dehydrogenase, C-2 to C-3 short chain. Gene Ontology annotation, molecular function: flavin adenine dinucleotide binding. Gene Ontology annotation, cellular component: mitochondrion. NCBI's taxonomy places the organism in Eukaryota, Metazoa, Chordata, Mammalia, Rodentia, Chinchillidae. The record is from RefSeq and is a predicted model, not a curated record. Gene Ontology annotation, biological process: fatty acid beta-oxidation using acyl-CoA dehydrogenase; butyrate catabolic process.